This is a messenger RNA of Pygocentrus nattereri (red-bellied piranha), 2272 nucleotides long. RefSeq names its product dynein axonemal assembly factor 1 (gene dnaaf1). Gene Ontology annotation, molecular function: protein binding. The record is from RefSeq and is a predicted model, not a curated record. The transcript is spliced from 10 exons. Lineage: Eukaryota; Metazoa; Chordata; Actinopteri; Characiformes; Serrasalmidae. The coding region runs from base 127 to 1941 and encodes 604 amino acids.
UCUCCAUGGAAACAGUACACACUAAACGGAGCAGCUCCUCAACCCUUUUCUCCGGGGUUUUCUGGUCCAUCUCACGGCUCCUGGCAGCAUCUCGCGGCUCCCUCUCUGAACCGAACCACCCGAGAAAUGCAGAUGAAUCUGAGCGACGCGACGCUGAGCUCCGGUGACGGAGCGCAGACCGACUCCGCGAGGAAAGACGCUGGAUGCGAGUCUCCAACAACAGAGCAAAAACGUGAGGUUAAAAACGGCGACCUGGAAGAACCACAACGAACAGAUGGAGACGUUUCAGAACAGAAUAAGGUGGAGGAAGAUGACGGUGUGAAAAAGGCAGCACCAGAGCCCAGAAACAGCGCAGGGCACAGACACAGUGCAGGGCCCAGAGACAGCACAGGGCCCAGAAUUACUAAGGCGUUUUUAAGGGACCACUGCAACAAAACAACUGUACCUGAUGCCUUGCUGAACGACACACUGUACCUUCACUUCAAAGGUUUUUCUGCUAUCGAGGGUUUAGAGGAGUAUACAGACUUGCGCUGUCUCUGGCUUGAGUGCAACGGAAUUGAGAAAAUUGAGAACCUGCAGAACCAGACAGAGCUUCGCUGCCUGUUCCUCCAGCAAAACCUCAUUCACACUUUGGAGAAUCUUGAACCACUCAGCAAGCUUAGCACUCUCAAUGUUUCAAACAAUUAUAUAAGAGUCAUCCAGAACAUAUCAUGUUUGAGCAAGCUGUCCACACUGCAGAUCUCCCAUAAUGCAUUGGAGAGUGUACAUGACAUAGCGGAGCUCUGUUGUUGUCCGUCUAUCAGUGUUCUGGACUUGUCACACAACCGUCUCAAUGACCCAGAAAUGAUCACGAUUCUGGAGAAAAUGCCUGAUUUGAGAGUGCUGAACCUCAUGGGUAAUGAAGUUAUAAAGAAAAUUCCAAACUACAGGAAGUCACUGAUCAUUCGCCUAAAGCAACUAACAUAUCUGGAUGAUCGUCCAGUGUUUCCAAAAGAAAGGGCAUGUGCUGAGGCUUGGGCAAUAGGGGGUUCGGAAAAAGAGCGGAAAGAAAGGGAAUUCUGGCGAACAAGAGAGAGUAGGAAGAUUCAGGAGAGUCUGGAUGCUAUGACAGCUAUAAAAGACAAUGCACAAAAGCAGAGGCAAGCUCAAGAGCAGCAGGAAACAGGAGUCCCUGAGUUUCAAAGUCCUGCUGCUGAAGAGUACAACAAGCUGGACAAAUCUGCGUUAUACAUAGAGCCAAGUGACCAAUUAAAAACAGAUCAGGAGCAGGCUGACAUGUCAGUAUCAGAGAUGGAGUACGCAUAUUCUUCAGUAAGGGAUAGCAGAGAGAUGCUCUGGUCAGGCCCAGAGGAAGAGCAAACUGACCAGUUACCACAAGAGCAAGAUUUGGCUAACCCAUCAGAGGCAGAGAUGGAGCCAAUUACAUGUCAGCGAUCAGCAGUGCAUGGAAACAAAGUUUCCCAGACAGCAUCGGAAGCUGAGCAGAUUCUUCCAUCCAGAUCAGAUGCAAAUAAAGCUGUGCAACUGGCAUCUGAGAAAGAGGAGGUUUUGAAGUCAGGACCACCUCUGAAGUUAACAUCAGAGAGGAAUCUGAAGAAGAAACAUGAUGCACCUUUAUGGUCAGGAUCAGAGUCUGUGGAUCCACUCCUAAUAACUGGCACAGAUGGCCCUGUUACUGAACUUGUGCCAGAUGAUAAAAUAGAGAUCAUAGUACUACCUGACAUCCCAUCACUGACUAUCAGUGAUCUACCUGAUCUGGAGGAUGUGGAUUCAAACUGCAUGCAAACAGUGCCUCAGGCUGUCUUCCAUCCAAAACUUGAGGUCAUCUCUGCCACUGACAGUGACUUUGAACCAGAGGUGACGUUGUGUGAAGGAAUUAAAUCUGGAUUAAAGUUCCUGACCCCUUCUUUGGGAUAUGUACCAACAAUAUGUCCAUCAUAGAUCACAGUUUUCUUUUCAGCAAUGAGGCAGUACCAGUAAUGGGUCCUGAUGCCCCACCCAUUGCAAAAGAAAGCGAAAAAAACAUUACCCUGAUUGAGGAGAUGGACUGAGUCUGAUACAUUUAAUACACUCUUUGUUUAAUGACUGAAAUGUAUGAUUGUCUCAGCAGUUAUAUUUCAGUGUUAAUGACUUUUUAUAGGAAUGAUAUUCUUGUGGCAGCAGCUAUAUGCAAUUGACUGAAUAACUGAUUCAGUGAAGUUCAUAAAAUUCCAUACUUUUUAAAAUGUCCCACAUGACAUAUUUCACCACUAAUAAAAAAGACUUAAAAGCU